AUGGCUCUACAGCAUUUUUCCGAACAAAACUCCUCUGCUUUAAGCAAUAUACUCCCCGAACAAAUGGCGGCUCACUCCCCGGAGCACCACCACCAGCCGCCUACGUGGCUGAACAGCGCUAUUCUCCGCCAGCAGAGUCAAUUCUCAUCCACCGGCAACGAGAAUUUCCUCAAUCUGCAAACAAACUCUGACUCCACUGCAGAGCCGUCGCAGGUUUCGAAUAAUCAGUGGUUUUCACGGUCAGUUUUGCAUCGAAAUGUCAGUGACGUGAGGGAUGAUGUUCAGGUGUCCAGUGAUUCGAUGAUCGGCGCCUCAAUUUCUCAUGAAUCCACUGAUUUAAGCAACCACCACAAUAAUAACACUCACUCUGGCAGAAAUGAAAACAGAGAGUUAACGGAGGGCGGCAGCGGCGGUGGUGAAGGAGUAAUUAAUUGGCAAAAUUCGAGGUACAAAGCAGAGAUUUUGUCGCAUCCUUUGUAUGAGCAGCUCUUGUCUGCACAUGUGGCUUGCUUGCGAAUCGCGACGCCGGUGGAUCAGCUCCCGAGGAUCGAAGCUAAGCUUGAACAGUCACAGCAAGUGGUCGCUAAAUACUCCGCGCUUCAACAUGGAAAUCACGGCGAUGAUAAAGAGCUUGAUCAGUUUAUGACACAUUAUGUCUUGUUAUUAUGUUCAUUUAAAGAACAACUUCAGCAGCAUGUGCGUGUUCACGCAAUGGAAGCAGUUAUGGGUUGCUGGCAGAUUGAGCAAUCAUUACAAAGCAUAACAGGAGUUUCUGCAGGAGAAGGAACAGGUGCUACAAUGUCUGAUGACGAUGAGGACCAGGUAGAAAGUGAUGUGAAUAUGUUUGAUGGAACUGGAAGUGUAGAUGGUACUGACAGUAUGGGAUUUGGUCCUAUGAUCCCAACAGAGACUGAAAGGUCAUUAAUGGAGCGUGUAAGGCAGGAGCUAAAGCAUGAGUUGAAACAGGGUUACAAAGAAAAGAUUGUGGACAUUAGGGAGGAAAUUUUACGCAAGAGAAGGGCAGGAAAGCUCCCUGGUGAUACUACCUCAACGCUAAAGGCUUGGUGGCAAUCACAUUCAAAGUGGCCAUACCCUACCGAGGAAGAUAAGGCAAUAUUGGUGCAAGAAACAGGCUUGCAACUGAAACAGAUAAAUAACUGGUUCAUCAAUCAAAGGAAGAGGAACUGGCAUAGUACUCCUUCCUCCUCCACAUCCUUGAAAAGCAAACACAAAAAGGUGAAAACAGGGACGAUCAUUUCACGUAAUUGA
Molecule: messenger RNA, 1269 nt
Organism: Fraxinus pennsylvanica
Lineage: Eukaryota; Viridiplantae; Streptophyta; Magnoliopsida; Lamiales; Oleaceae
Source: the annotation of a GenBank genome assembly